Molecule: messenger RNA, 1978 nt
Organism: Temnothorax curvispinosus
Lineage: Eukaryota; Metazoa; Arthropoda; Insecta; Hymenoptera; Formicidae
Product: venom serine carboxypeptidase
Exons: 2
Coding region: 345-1760 (471 amino acids)
Biological process (GO): proteolysis
Molecular function (GO): serine-type carboxypeptidase activity
Source: RefSeq, a predicted model, not a curated record
AUUAACAAUCGUUGGCCCACUAUUUCAGGAUGCGUUUUGCGAACUGCGGCCUAUGUAGACCGGGCUUUAAAUGAACAAUGAACUAGGUCUUCCAUUAAAUUUGAAUGGGCAACGAAGGCAACCGAAGGUCAAUGGUCAAUACCUGUGGAAAUUUCCAAUUCACAAUUUAACAAACCUAUUGCUUAAUAUAUUGCGGCGAUGUGUCAGUUCAGUAUAUCAACAUGAUAAGCCGGAUUUAGACCGAUUCAGACGCAUUUGCUGAGCCUAUAAGUACUUCAGUUACAAACGGCGAGAUAGAUAAGAGUAUCAGUUGUGACUGCUACUGUGCCACCCAACCCAGCAACAUGAACAACGUUUUCGUGCUAAUUUUGAGCGCGUUGUUCCUCGUAUUACCGCACGAAAGUACAAGUGGAUAUUUGAAUGUAUAUCCAAAAUUGAAGCAGUAUGAAAUCGCCGAUGAGGAGGAUGUUGGCGUGCCGCUUUUCUUGACGCCUUUGAUAGAAAAUGGAAAGAUCGACGAGGCACGAGCGAAGGCCGUCGUCCAACACAAAGAGAUGGGCGAUGUCAGCAGUUAUUCGGGCUAUCUCACAGUUAAUAAACAGUACAAUUCUAAUCUUUUCUUCUGGUUCUUCCCAGCCAUGCACAAUCCAAAGACCGCACCAGUAAUAUUAUGGCUGCAAGGUGGCCCAGGAGCAACUUCUAUGUUUGGCCUUUUUACGGAAAACGGCCCAUUUAUAGUGACUGCCAAUAAAACUCUAACAAUGCGAAAGUACUCAUGGAAUAUAGCGCACAACUUGAUAUACAUUGAUAACCCAGUUGGCACUGGCUAUAGUUUUACUGAUGAUGAUAAGGGAUACGUUAAAAACGAAACACAAGUAGGAAGAGACAUUCAUACGGCUCUAGUGCAAUUCUUUCUGUUAUUCCCAGAAUUACAAAAUAAUGAUUUCUUUGUCACUGGUGAAUCAUAUGCUGGGAAAUACGUGCCGGCAGUAUCUCAUGCCAUUAAAGAUUAUAAUAUCAAGGCGGAGACAAAAAUUAACUUAAAAGGCCUAGCCAUUGGUAACGGAUUGUGUGAUCCAGAGAACCAACUCCUGUAUGGCGAUUAUUUGUACCAACUCGGGCUGAUAGAUGAAAAUGGAAAAACUCAAUUCCAAGUGUAUGAGAAAAAGGGUCGCGAAUUUAUUAAACAGAAGAAAUAUCUCGAGGCAUUUGAAAUAUUUGAUACACUACUUAAUGGCGAUUUAAAUGGCACGCCAUCCCUAUUUCGCAAUCUAACUGGUUUCGACUAUUAUUUCAACUAUUUGUUUGUGAAAGAUGGCAAUGACUCCGAUUGGAUGUCCGAAUGGAUCCAGAGAGCUGACGUCAGACGAGCUAUACAUGUGGGCAAUAGUACUUUUAACGUUGAAACCCGUAUCGUCGAGGAACAUUUGAAAGAAGACGUCAUGCAGUCCAUAGUAUUUUUCCUGACAGAUCUUCUACAGCACUAUAGAGUGCUCAUCUACAACGGACAAUUGGAUAUUAUCGUGGCGUAUCCACUCACGGAAAAUUACUUAAAAAAUUUGAAGUGGCCCGGAGCAGACAAAUAUGCGAAAGCACCGAGAAAAAUAUGGAUGGUUGGAGACAAACUAGCGGGUUACACAAAAACCGUCGAUAAUUUAACAGAGGUUCUUGUACGAAAUGCAGGUCAUAUGGUUCCUUCGGAUCAGCCAAAAUGGGCAUUAGACCUCAUCACACGUUUUACGCAUAAUAAAAAGUUCUAAAUAAUUAUGCGGAUUAUUACACUGAAUAUGUGAUAAAAGUUUUGGAUUUUUUAACUUCAGAAUUGCCAUUAUGUAAUAUAAACACUUAGUAAUACAAGGCGGUGUGCCAACAAUACUUAAGAUACUCUGAGAAACAUAGUCAUGACAAAGAAUGAACAUAAUAAUAGUGAUAUAAUAAUUUUGUAAUAGAAAAAAUAAUAAAUUUAUUAAUAAGUGAA